This is a messenger RNA of Paecilomyces variotii, 838 nucleotides long. RefSeq lists its product as hypothetical. The transcript is spliced from 2 exons. The record is from RefSeq and is a predicted model, not a curated record. The coding region runs from base 199 to 570 and encodes 123 amino acids. Lineage: Eukaryota; Fungi; Ascomycota; Eurotiomycetes; Eurotiales; Thermoascaceae.
CAGUGGGAUAAUAAUAUACUUGUAUACUUGGAUAAAUAAUGAGAUAGCUGUUCUGUGUUCUUCUUUUACUAGAGGCAGAAGAAUAUGUAACUCAUUAUCAUUGACAACAAGGAGGUCGAAACUGAAAACUAGAAUCAUUUUCACUGUGUUGUUUCUGGAAUUUAACCAUCUUAUGGUACAGUUCUCGAGAAUGCCAAGAUGGGUUUUCCGGUGACGAGAUCCUUAGAAGUUUCUCUGACCACUGACACUCUUCAUGAUAGAGACGUUGUCCUGACCUCUGUGUCUGAACACGACAUUAAUGGGACGGGCUUAGACGAGAAAGUCAAGCAAUCUCUAAUUUCCCGUAGAUAUCUUGUUCAUGACCUGGAGACUGCUCACACAGUUGGAGAGAAGUUUUGCUAUAUUGCUACGGACAUUGACAACGAAGAUCCUGAUGAGGAGGAAUUCUAUCCCCUCCCUGAUGGGAGUAUAGUUACUCCCGUACAAGAACGAUACACGAUAUCUGAAGAGCUGUUCGAUGGUGGUGUUGUAGUGGAGGCAAUCAGGAGGUUUUAUCGAUACAUCUUGUGAGGUAGUAGAAUGGUGAUUUAGCGCCAAACACUUUACGAUAAUAUACCUUAGUGAUAGCGAUACAACGCUGGCGAUCUCUAAAGAGACCCUCGCAAGCGUAGCAAGUUCAAAACUAAUUAGUUGGCUGUAACCGAGUAUUAAAGAUAGUGCGCAGCAUAGAAUUACUUGAUAUCGCGCAUCCGGCAUAGAACGCUGGACAUACAACUCAGUGUAAGUACCUAGUAGGGAUGCACCAUAGCGAUUGUUGUAACAAUUCUCCGUCCUCAAU